AUGCCCCCGAUCGCUAUUACCGCAGCCAACCAGCCGACACCAGAGAGACCACUUGGGCUGAAUCUCGACGGAACCGUACUGAAGACAUUCCUCAACUCUCUGAACUUCGACAUUGAGAAGGAAGCGAUCCCACGCAACCUCGAGCUCGAAGCAGCCAUGCAGCGAGUAUUCGAAGCCGAGAACCUUCCGCCCAAAAGCCUAGCACAGGUCCUCCAGAUGCUGCCCUUCACCUGUGCGGCGUCAGAGAUGUCGUACUACACCCAUCCGUUCGCAAUAAAGGUCUUCAUCGCGACCUAUAUCACCCUCCUCCUCUACCUCGACGAUCUCUGCGAGAAAGACCCCGCCGCGAUGGUCCCCGAGCUCACGCGCGUCGUUGCCACCGUCGGCAGCGGCGGCGGCGAAGAACACCAGUACCACCCGAGCAUCCGCCACUUCCUGCGGCUGGUACGGGAAGACGCACCGAAGCACUACGGCCCGCUGUCGACGGGUGUGAUCGUAAAGUCGACGAUCGACUACUUCGUCGGCUGUUUGAUCGAGAGCCAGUAUCCGAAGGGUGUGAAGUGUCCCGCGAGCGCCGGCCGGUUUCCGAGGUACCUGCGCUUGAAAUCGGGCAAUAGCGAGGCGUUCGCUCACAUGAUAUUCCCCGAGGAACGGUUUCCAGAGCGGAAGUUCCUCGAGACAUACCUCCCCACCAUCCCAGAUAUCGUUGAGCUCACGUAUAUGAUCAACGACUGCUUGUCGAUGUAUAAGGAGUCGAUCGUGGGGACGGAGGAGAACACGUACUUCAUGAGCAUGGGUAAAGUGCAUAGGUGUGAUCCGGUCGAUGUCUUGGUGAGGACGGGGGUUGAUCAGGCUGGGUUGGCCAGAGAUGUUAGUGCAACGCUGGAUGGGAAAGAGGAGUUGAAGGAAGCUUUUGAGACGUAUCUAAGCGGCUACAUCAUGUAUCACUGUACUCAGAAACGAUAUAGGCUGGCAGAGCUGGGGAUCAGCAUGGAGCCUUCACGUUCGCCACAAGCUUGA
Tricharina praecox is the source of this 1020-nucleotide messenger RNA. Its product is annotated as isoprenoid synthase domain-containing protein. The coding region runs from base 1 to 1020 and encodes 339 amino acids. Gene Ontology annotation, molecular function: carbon-oxygen lyase activity, acting on phosphates. The record is from RefSeq and is a predicted model, not a curated record. NCBI's taxonomy places the organism in Eukaryota, Fungi, Ascomycota, Pezizomycetes, Pezizales, Pyronemataceae. The transcript has a single exon.